AUGGGGAAUACGGAGAGUAAUGUCACCAGUGGAGUGAAAAAACAGGCUGGAGUCUCCACCCAGGCCCUCUACAAAUUCGUGAAUCUCAAGGGCGGUGGUCUGCUGGUGGACAUGAUGAAGAGGGCCUGUCAGACCAAACAGUUUGCGGAGAUCGAUCACGCCAUCAAGACCAAAGUGGAGCCCUUUCUCUACAACAAGGGCGCUGGUCGGUAUUUUCCCAUCUCCAAGCUUGUCCUUCUGCGGAAUCGCGACCGUCCCAGGACACGCCAGCUACCCGAAAUUCGGGCCUUGGAAAAUCCCGAUGACGACUUCAAUAUCCACGACUACUGUCCGGAGGUCUCAGAGGCGGAGUACAUCUCCAAUCCCACAGCCUAUCGUUUUGUCUGCUGGGAUCUGAAUAUGCGUGGUGCUGUGGGGGAAACUAUUCUACACUUGUGUCUGUUGAACGCUUCGUCCUUGCACGCCGAUCUGGCCAAGAGGCUGCUUAAGUUUUACCCAAAACUGAUCCUGGAUAUAUACAUGAGUGACGAGUACUACGGGGAAAGUGUCCUUCACAUAGCAAUUGUUAACGAAGACCCUGCCAUGGUCAAGUAUCUGCUAGAUGCCAAUGCUGAUGUCCAAGAGAGAUGUUGUGGCGCCUUCAUGUCGGCGGAGGACACCAAGUUCUCGCGUACAGAUGUCCCAGAACACGAGUACGUGGCCCUCUGUCCAAUGACCAACUACGAUGGCUAUGUCUAUUGGGGGGAAUAUCCAUUGAGCUUUGCUGCCUGUCUGUCGCAGGAGGAGUGCUUCCGUUUGGUCCUCGCCCGCGGAGCAGAUCCCGAUUUCCAGGACACCAACGGCAACACGGUGCUCCACAUGCUGGUCAUCUACGAAAAGAUAGAAAUGUUCGAUGUGGCCUAUGAAGUGGGUUCCAAUAUCCAUGUCAAGAAUAUCCAAAAUCUCACACCUCUGACCCUGGCCGCCAAGCUGGGCCGGGUGGAGAUGUUCUUCCACGUGAUGAGCAUCGAGAGGGAAAUCUAUUGGCAAUUGGGGAGCAUCACCUGUGCCGCAUAUCCUUUGCUGAUGAUCGACACCAUAAACGAGGAGACGGGUAACAUUAACAAGGACUCGGUGCUUAAUUUUGUGGUUUUCGGAGAUAAGCUGGAGCAUUUGGAACUGCUGGAUGGUGUGGUCAUUGAUCUCCUAAAGACCAAAUGGGAUACAUUCUGCAAAUCGCGAUUCUACAAGCAGUUCUAUAUGUUUGCCUUCUACUUUCUGAUCUCGCUGUUUAGUUUCAUCCUGCGUCCUGGUCCGGAUGCCAAGGACGAGGAUGAUGAGGAGGGCAACAGUACUACGGUUAAGAAUGAUUUGUAUAGACAGAAUAGCUCGGAUUCCCUACAUCAUCACACCAAGAGGGGUUCACAAACUACCGAAUACAAGACCUUUUGGCUCAACUUUACGGAGUAUUAUGAUCCCAACGAGGUGGAGGUUCUACCAGCCUGGUGGGAGAGCUAUGCCCAGUGUCCUUUGAUGAAUCUGGAAUCCGAUUUGGCGAAACUACGUAUAAUGGCUGAACUAAUCAACUUUGUGGGAGCCAUACUAUAUCUUCUAGUGGCCUUGAGAGAGGCUCGUUUUUUGGGCUAUAAAAUGUUUAUAGAGAAUUUGAUGACAGCUCCUUCGCGUGUCAUGUUCUUGUUCUCCUGCGCCCUGAUGAUGACCAUUCCCUGGCUGAGGGUUUCUUGUCUCACCGAAAUCGACGAUCAUGUCACCGUUUGUAUAAUGCUAACCACUGCUCCCUAUUUUCUAUUUUUUUGUCGUGGCUUUAAAACUGUAGGUCCUUUUGUAGUGAUGAUAUACCGCAUGGUCAUGGGAGAUCUGCUCCGAUUCGUCUCCAUUUAUUUGGUGUUUGUAAUGGGCUUCUCUCAGGCCUUUUAUAUAAUAUUUCUAACCUUUGACAACCCAUCGACCCCCGAGGAUCAGGAUGCAGAGUCCAAUCCAAUGCCCUCGCCCAUGGAAUCGAUUGUGGCCAUGUUUCUGAUGUCUCUUACCAAUUUCGGGGACUAUUAUGGCGCCAUGGUGUCCACCCAGCACGAGUACGAGGCAAAGAUCCUGUUUUUCCUGUUCAUGGUGAUUGUGAGUGUCCUGCUGGUGAACAUGUUGAUUGCCAUGAUGGGUAACACUUACCAGAAGAUUGCCGAAAUUCGCAACGAAUGGCAGCGCCAAUGGGCCCGCAUCGUCCUGGUGGUGGAGAGGAGUGUCCCACCCGCCGAACGCCUCAAGAACUUUAUGCACUACAGCCAGUCCAUGUCCGAUGGGAGGAGAGCUCUGGUCCUGCGACUAAAUAUGAGUGACGAAGAAAAGGAGGAAAUGAAGGAAGUCCAGGAAAUGAAACGCAUCCAUCAGAGGUUCUCCAAAAAGAGGCAAAUGGAAAGGGAGAUCCGGGCCCGUCGCCGUCAACAGGAAUACGAAAAGUUCUUUGGGACAGCCCCGAAAUCGGAGAGUUCCGAAAACAACAACUUUUAA
Messenger RNA from Drosophila bipectinata, 2505 nucleotides. RefSeq names its product transient receptor potential cation channel subfamily V member nanchung (gene nan). Gene Ontology annotation, molecular function: protein binding; calcium channel activity. Gene Ontology annotation, biological process: calcium ion import across plasma membrane. The record is from RefSeq and is a predicted model, not a curated record. Gene Ontology annotation, cellular component: plasma membrane. NCBI's taxonomy places the organism in Eukaryota, Metazoa, Arthropoda, Insecta, Diptera, Drosophilidae.